AUGACGGGCAUGUUGUGUGCACUUUUCGCUGGCGAAGGGGAUAUCCUGCAAACCUUGGUCAGGCAUGGUGCGGAUGUGAACGCUCGUAUCAGCGGUCUUGGACAUUUGGGAUACUCCGACUCUCUAACUUUGCUGAUGGUCGCCGCCUAUAGUUCUCAAGAGCCGAAGAUCCUGUCCACCCUUAUCACGUCCCGGGCCGAUCCUGACAUUGUGUGCGUCUCCGAGUCUGGCUCAAUGGUUACCGCGGCAUGGUUAGCAUCGCAGCCUGGCCAUGUACAGGUGUUGCUGGAGAAGAGAGCAGACUUGGCCGCAUCACCGCCGUUGACGGGCGCAGUCGCAGUUUCCAGUGCAAGCACGGUGAAGGCACUCUUGGAGGCUCGCUGUGACGCUGGCGCCGUUUCCCCAACUGGCUUCGGACCUAUGUACAGUGUGUCCUUCUGUGGCCGUGGCAGCCCGGAUGCGCCAGCCAUCUUGCAGAUGCUCUUGUCCUCACGAGGUGAUGCAAACGCGCAAGCGAAGCCCAGUGGCCUCCUGUACAAGGAGUGUUUGCGUGCUCGCGUUUCUGCUGCCCUUUGGGGGCUUGAGGGGUGCACUGUUUACCAGCGUCAAAUGGCUUCCCUUCCAGGGGCCACAGCAUUGUCUAUUGCUGCCGUCAUGGGCGACAAGAGACUGGUGAGGCUACUUCUGGAGCAUGAUGCUGAGCCUAUUGCUAAUGAUCGAGGAGACUCGCCGGAAGACUUGGCGAGGGCAGCGGGCCAUAUGGACCUGCUGCCUCUACUGUCCACCUUCCAUGUGUAG
Messenger RNA from Symbiodinium sp. CCMP2456, 798 nucleotides. NCBI's taxonomy places the organism in Eukaryota, Dinophyceae, Suessiales, Symbiodiniaceae. The record is from the annotation of a GenBank genome assembly.